UGGUACCAGCGUAUCUGAAAAAGGGUCUAUUGCUGUAUCAUUCUAGGUAGGGCCAAAAGUUAGGAAUUUUGUUACAUACAGAUACACUGUCAGUGUCAUCUGUACAAUUGUGGUAGCAUAUUCUUAGAGUAAUCUGGUUACUCUAUGGAACAAUACAUAGAUUAUAAUUUUAUCUGAUUUGGCAAUUAUGUAACACUAACAGUGAUCAUUUGAAAAGUUCAAAGGGAGUAAUGAAAUGGGUUAAAGGGAACUGGAACCGCCGAGUGAUUUGUUCAACUUUUCGACUUUCACCGCCCGAGAAAGUCAAACUUCCAACUUCCUGUUUUCAGAUUUGUAGCUCCGCCCCCAGUGCCCGAGCAUGCGCAGUUCAAUUUGUUAUUAUUGAGAAUCAUGUGAGACUCACGUGAGUCAUGCGAUCUUUCAUUCAUGAGUUUUCGUAGUAAAUUCCAUAGUAGUGACGUCACUCAAUGAUUGACAGCUAGGCGCCAUGUUUUAUUCAUGCCUCGUUCUGAUCACCCGAUACGCGGGAAAUGGAAACGAGGUCAUACGAACUGGCUGGACGGUUUCAGUUCCCUUUAAGUUCACAUUUUGAUUAUGUUUUGCAGAUACAUGAUGGGACAGGCAGAAGAACUGGUUCGGCAGUUUCUGUCCCAGCUUAUCAUUUCAAAAGAUGACGAAGAAAAGAAAAAGACACUGACACUAUCGUCACUGGACCUUUUUGAAGUUCCUUCAUGUGUUCUCACUCUGUCUGAGCUGACCCAAUUGUUUCUUGAUUACAAUGAAAUUGACAAACUACCAGGAGAUAUAGCCAACCUACAUAACUUAAGCAUACUCUCGCUCAACGGAAAUGAGCUAGACAAAUUACCUCCAACAAUUGGACAGCUUUCGAAACUUGAAGAAUUGUUCUUGUGUGAGAAUGCUCUUCAAGAGCUUCCCGAGGAAUUUUCAUGUUUGAAGAGACUGAGAGUUUUACACCUCACAGGGAAUAGCCUCCGUGAAUUAAAGUCUUCGUUUUGUUGUUUAGAAUCUUUAGAAAAACUCUUCUGUGAUGAAAAUAGUUUAGAAGUUUUACCUCAAACGAUAGCAGGCUUGGAAAAACUACAGGUGCUUGAACUAGGCUUCAAUCAGCUCAAAGAACUGCCUCCGAAGUUUGGUGAACUCUGGGAGCUUCGCGUGUGCAAUUUAUGUAAUAAUAACCUCGAUUGUUUGCCAUCAUCGUUCUCCGAUUUGGAAAAGCUUGAAGAGUUAGAUCUUACCUUUAAUGAAAUACCGCAUCUCCCGGAAGUAAUGAAGUGUGCUAAAAAUCUUCGGAAGUUGUUUCUUGGGAAUUUGGAUAUGGUAGAUGUUCCCGAUUGGAUAGGGGAAAUGCCUUUGCUGGAAGAAUUGUCUUUACAGGAAAACUUCUUGCAGGGCAGCGUCUUGUCGGAGCAGUUUGGUCAUGUGAGCAAACACUUGCGUGUACUCAAUAUGAAAGGGAACUGUCAGACGUCUUUGCCCGACAGUUUUGGUGAACUUGAAUUCUUAGAGGAUGUCCAUUACGGAAGCCCUUACCAGGAACUGGAACGAUCACAUCGUGUUAAUGGAAAUGCACUGGUGUCCUUACCUGAUAAUUUUGGUUGGCUGAAAAAUAUGACGAGACUUCGACUUGAUGAGAAUCAUCUUAAAGAGUUGCCUGAGAACUUUGGGGAUAUGGUAAACCUGGUAUAUCUUGACCUUGCUCAGAAUCAUAUUCGUCGUCUACCAGAUUCAUUUGGGAAGCUGAAAAACAUGACUUUGUGUCAAUUGUCCUUCAAUUCCAUUGAGUACUUGCCGUCGACUAUUGGUGGGCUCGCUAAACUGGGUGAACUGCGUUUGGAUUGUAAUUCACUGGCAGAAAUUCCUGACUCCAUGGGCGAUAUGCAAGAGUUGUUCUUCCUUGAUUUGUAUGCGAAUUAUUUGAAAAAAUUGCCACACUGCCUUCUGAAGCUAAAGAAGUUGAGAGCAUUGGAUCUUGGUGCGAAUAGCUUUGGUUUACCGGAUGAUGAGAUACCACGAAUCUUCAAUCAGAUCAAGUAUGAAAAUAGUCAGAGGAAACUAAAAUAUAGCGAGAAAGCAGGGCGUGAUCCAGCCGAUGACAGUGUCAACUCCGAAUCCAGUGAAUGUGAUGUUCUGACUGCCGCUUUGAAACAGUCCUCUCAGCUCUGGAAGUUGCACAGUGAUUCUGAAAGGAAGGAGAGGACGAAAUUUAAACGGACAAAACUGGGUUGGGUGCCAGUGAGUGAGUCUGAGGCCUCUUUGGAGAAUAGCUGCAGCUCUAUUACAGGUGCAAGUAUGAACUCGUUUCAUGUGUCAGCCACAGAAGACUGGGAUGAGGAAGCUGACCUACUGCCAAAAAAUGCUGAAUACAACUUCGAGUUUAAUCCCACUGCUGAGGCUGAAGACUGGGAUAAAGUGGAUGAUGAGAAUGAUGAUGAUCCUUAUGGUUAUGGUUCUGUUGCCUAUCGACAUCCAGGUGCAGCGUUUCAGCAAAGGGGUACUUGGUCUUUGCACCAUGGGUUCAACCCUUCUGACAGACAUGCUCCUGCCAUUGUACGGGAAAGGUUGGAGUUUGAAAGCGAAGAUGGACAGUUUGAUGACGCUGAGAGUUCAUGAUGUUGGUUUGAGUGUAAAAGUUGUUUCCAUAUUGCUGUGCCGGCUCUAAUAAGUACAGAGAGUUAGGGAGCAUGGCAAAUGUUUGUUAUUGUCAGGAGAAAAAGACCCCCCCUCUCUACCUAAGAAAUUAAGUUUCUGGGAUGCAACUCACGAACCACCUAAGUCUUUGUGUACAUUGUAUGCUGUGUGUGAUAGCAUGUUGUCGGUUAUGGGCUCGUUUUCAGCUGAUCUCUUCCACCAUUUGUUGCUCAGUUAGCCAUUCUCGCGUCUAUAUCACUGCCAGGGUUGAUGUAAAAAGAAAGUGUAGAUGUACGUUUUUAAUGCUUUCUACGCUGAGCUAGCAUAAAAAGCAAGUAGCAUUUUUGGCAGUAUCAGGUAAUUAUAUAUUGUUUUAAUUACACCUAUUGCCAAGAUGAAUUAAACAAGUUGUAUUCAGACUUGUUUAUUUUCUGCCAAGAUGUUGCAUGCAGAUUUGUAUUUUCAGAGAAAUAAAUUAUUUUGUGUAUU
Molecule: messenger RNA, 3138 nt
Organism: Lineus longissimus
Lineage: Eukaryota; Metazoa; Nemertea; Pilidiophora; Heteronemertea; Lineidae
Product: leucine-rich repeat-containing protein 1-like
Exons: 8
Coding region: 595-2631 (678 amino acids)
Biological process (GO): signal transduction
Molecular function (GO): protein binding
Source: RefSeq, a predicted model, not a curated record